AUGGUGGUGAUAAGAGCUGAGUCUCAUCGUCACAUCCCUAUGUACUUAUUAUUCUUCCAUUUAUCCUUUCUUAAUAUCUGCUAUUCCUCAGCCACGGUACCUAACACGCAGAUGACCUUACUCACAGAGCGCAAAACUAUUUCUGUCAAUGGCUGCAUUACCCGGAUGAUGUUCUUUUUCCUCUUAGUUGUUACUGAAGCUUUCAUUCUCUCAGCGAUGGCUUAUGACUGCUACGCUGCCAUCUGUGACCCAUUGCGUUAUAUGGAGAGAAUGAGCAAAGGGAUCUGUGUUCAGCUGGUGGGUGGUGCAUGGGCAAUAAGUUUCUUCCAUGCCCUGCUUAACACUGUUUUUACCUUCAAGUUGCAUUUCUGUGGGCCCAAUCAAAUCAGCCAUUUCAGCUGUGAGCGCCCUCCUCUAUUACAACUGUCCUGCACUGACACCCUCACCAAUCAGGUGGUGCUUCUUACUUCUGCUGUCAUAUUUGCAUCAAGCGCCUUCCUCCUCACCCUGAUCACCUACAUUCACAUCAUCUCGACUAUCCUGAGGAUACGAUCUGUGGAGGGCAGGCAUAAAGCCUUCUCCAUCUGCAGCUCCCACCUGAUUGUGGUUGGCUUAUUCUACCUGACACCAAACCCAUAUUUUUACAUCAGAGAGCAUAGAAAUGUGGAUAACUUGUGUUUGGGAAAUUCUCAGCUCAGGUAA
Messenger RNA from Malaclemys terrapin pileata, 702 nucleotides. RefSeq names its product olfactory receptor 1030-like. Gene Ontology annotation, molecular function: olfactory receptor activity. Gene Ontology annotation, cellular component: membrane. Gene Ontology annotation, biological process: G protein-coupled receptor signaling pathway. The record is from RefSeq and is a predicted model, not a curated record. The transcript has a single exon. NCBI's taxonomy places the organism in Eukaryota, Metazoa, Chordata, Testudines, Emydidae. The coding region runs from base 1 to 702 and encodes 233 amino acids.